AUGCAUCAAAACCAAGAUGCAGACUAUUCCACAGACGGCUCUGAGUCGAGAUCAUCAUGCGAGUCUCACGAAGAUGUGUUUCUAACAAACACAGUUCAACUGGUGGAAACACCACUUGAACCAGUAGUGAGCAGUACAGUUAACCGCAUGAGCAGUUCUCUCCUCAUGAUAGCCCGAGCACUAACAAAAAAUCAUAUCACAAAGACUGAGCAAGUACUUACGAUUCUCCUCGAUAGCGGAUCCCAGCAUAGCUAUAUCAAAGAAGACACAGCAAAGUCGUUGGGAUUGAAGCUAAGGCAACCAAAGGAUAUAACAACUAUAGCCUUUGGAGGCCAUGCUCAAACAGAAACAUCGUAUCGAGUCAGAAUCGUACUACACAAUGAGACAGAUGGGAGACCGACACGUCUCAACCUAUGGACACGAAAGUCCAUAACCUCUGUCCCGUACAGCUCGUCGCCUAGUUCAGCAGAGGACUCUACAGUCCCACCGUAUAACAGCAAAGACCGUAAAGAGGUCGACAUCCUGAUAGGAAUGGACCAUUACUGGGACGUAGUUGAGAUAAAUUCAAUCGCCUACUCCCCUCUGGUUUAG
Ostertagia ostertagi is the source of this 591-nucleotide messenger RNA. Lineage: Eukaryota; Metazoa; Nematoda; Chromadorea; Rhabditida; Trichostrongylidae. The record is from the annotation of a GenBank genome assembly.